Messenger RNA from Dunckerocampus dactyliophorus (ringed pipefish), 2058 nucleotides. RefSeq names its product dynein axonemal intermediate chain 1-like. Gene Ontology annotation, molecular function: dynein heavy chain binding; dynein light chain binding. Gene Ontology annotation, cellular component: outer dynein arm. The record is from RefSeq and is a predicted model, not a curated record. Gene Ontology annotation, biological process: outer dynein arm assembly; cilium movement. The transcript has 20 exons. Lineage: Eukaryota; Metazoa; Chordata; Actinopteri; Syngnathiformes; Syngnathidae. Bases 1 to 1947 code for a protein of 648 amino acids.
AUGAGCAAAGAUCAAACACCGCUGGGCAAGUCUCACAAAAGUAACAAGAAAAAGGAUGAUGAUGAUCCUGGGAAACUCAUUAAGCCUCUCGAUCAACUGGAUCUUACUGAUGCAGAGCUAAAAGAUGAAAUCACAAGGAUCCUGACCGCAACGAAUCCACAUGCUCCUGAUAAUCUUGCCCACUAUAAAUAUAACGAUGGUGCUUACAGGCUGACCACCGCUAUGGAGCACUUGGCUGUCCACUUCGUCUUGGAGGGCUGUCUGGAACACGAUGAUGAUGCUAGUAGUCUGACCAGUGAAGACGUCCCUGAAGAUGUUGAUACGGCAGCAGAACCUGUUGAGGAUACUUCUGGGGAGGAUGAUGAUGCUGGAGAGGAUGACAGAGCAGAAAGUGUUGCCUCCAAAGCAAACAAUCAGGAGCCAAAAACUACUAACCAAUUCAACUUCAUCGAAAGAGCCUCUCAAACACUCAACAAUGCACUGCACGGUAGAAGCUGCCAGACUAUACCACCUCCCCGCUGCAACUACUUCGCCACCGCUACUCAGUGGGCGAUAUAUGAUGCAUACAUGGAGGAACUGCAGCAACAAGAAAUAAAAAAAGAGAAACAGAACUCAAAGAAAGAUGAUGACAAAGCCAAAAAGAAGAUUCUGCUCAUUGAGACACCAAGCGAUGACAUCAACCAAGUAGCCAAAGCAGUCAAGAUGUUUGAGCGAAUGGUCAACCAGAAUACAUUUAACGAAAUAUCACAAGAUUUUAGAUACUUCGAGGAUGCAGCGGAUGAAUUCAGGGAACAGGAGGGCACUCUUCUUCCCCUGUGGAAGUUCCAAUAUGACAAAGCCAGAAUUAUGUCAGUCACAUCCCUGUGCUGGAAUAAUAUCUACCCGGACUUUUUUGGAGUGGGAUUGGGAUCGUAUGACUUCAACAAACAGGGCCGUGGGAUGCUUCUCUUCUACACAAUGAAGAACUCUACCUUCCCUGAGUACAUCUUCCCUACAAGUUCUGGCGUCCUGUGCCUGGACAUCCAUAAGCAACAUUCCUACUUGGUGGCUGUAGGCUUCUAUGAUGGCUGUGUGUGUGUGUACAAUUUGAAGAAGAAGGGACAGGACCCUGAGUAUAAGAGUACUGUUAAUACUGGCAAGCACAGUGACCCUGUAUGGCAGGUACGGUGGCAGAAUGACAACAGCCUUACUUUCUAUUCUGUGUCCUGUGAUGGCCGAGUUGUGUCUUGGACAAUCAUCAAGAAUGAGCUGGUCUUCUCAGAUGCUAUCAGGCUAAUGCUGACUGAUAGAGUGUCUGAUGGCCUAGAUGGUAUUCAAGAGCUCAUUACCGCUAGCGGUACAUCCUGUGACUUCCACAAACAGAUCGACUCUCUCUUCCUUGUUGGCACUGAGGAAGGUAAAAUACACAAGUGCUCCAAGAAUUACUCGAGCCAAUAUCUAGAGACCUAUGAUGCCCACAAUAUGGCAGUGGAUGCAGUAAAGUGGAAUCCCUACCACUCAAAGGUUUUCAUCUCUUGCAGUACAGACUGGACGGUCAAGAUCUGGGACCAUGAUUACAAAACUCCCAUGUUCACCUUUGACCUCAAUGCAUCAGUUGGUGACGUGGCCUGGGCACCAUACUCCUCCACUGUCUUUGCUGCUGUCACCACAGACGGACUGGUCCAUGUUUUUGACCUGGCCAUCAACAAGUAUCAGGCUAUCUGCCAGCAGCCAGUGGUGUCCAAAAAGAAGACCAAGCUAACACACAUUGAGUUUAAUCCCAUCCAUCCUGUUGUCAUAGUGGGUGACGAUCGAGGCUCCGUUAUCAGCCUCAAGCUGUCCCCUAACCUCCGCAAGAAACCGAAGGGGAAGAAGGGCCGGGAUUUGGUCGAAGGUCCUGAAGCAGAAGUAGCCAAGAUGGAGAAACUACUCAGUUUGUUGAGAGACCUCGGGCAAAGCACAGUUUAAAAAAAACACUAUGAUUUCAAAAUACAAUCAAGUGUUUUAUUUUCAGUUUCUUUCUUGUAUUGUCAAUUACUGAUUUACUCUUGAACAUUUUUUUGUACUGUAAUACAUACA